This is a messenger RNA of Aureobasidium vineae, 1768 nucleotides long. The record is from the annotation of a GenBank genome assembly. NCBI's taxonomy places the organism in Eukaryota, Fungi, Ascomycota, Dothideomycetes, Dothideales, Saccotheciaceae.
UGUCAAACCAUCCUCGAUGUCGUCUUUUUAUCCUGGAAGACGCUUUUCUACAAAAGGCGAACGCUGCACGGUGCGUUAUGUCGGUGAAGUCAAAGGCAAACAAGGCCAGUGGCUAGGCGUGGAAUGGGAUGAUCCUACCCGAGGAAAGCAUUCUGGAACUCAUGACGGGGUGGAGUACUUCGAGUCUGGCUCUUUCCUUCGUCCUUCAGCAGCAUCGGAUCAACCCAAGACAUUCCUCGAAGCACUGAAAACGAAAUACGCAGCCAUCGAAAUUGGAGAGCAUGCAUCAAAUCAAAACGUUAUCAGAAUCAGUGGUAAAGAAGCCGAAGAAGUUGGUUUCGAAAAGAUUGCCCGUCAGCAAGCUCAACUGCAAAAUCUUCGCAUUGUGGUAUUGGACGAUUUGCUCGUCAAGGCUUACGAUGAGGACACCACAAAUUCUCAAGACAGCCUGGACCGGAUAUCAGAGAUAUGUCCAAACAUCACUGACCUCGACCUGGGAAGAAAUCUGUUCGAGACUCUGUCCGAGAUUUCUGAUAUAUGCGAUCGUUUACCAAAGUUAAAGUUCUUGAGGCUAGACCGUGAAAGCUCUUUUCAUGAGGGUGUUUCUGGUCUGGCUCAGAUCACUUCUGCGAGUCUUGAUCAUAUGCUAUGCACGGGCAAAGAAGUCGGUCAAUCCUCUACACGAGACAAGGUUCUUUAUGCUAAUCCUCGACCAGNNCUCGAAACUCUCCUACGCUCAAUGCCGAGUGUCAAGGAACUAUCAGCAUCGAGUAAUCAACUGGGCUCUUUAGAUGGAUGCAAAUUACCAAGCACCUUGACCUCAAUUGCUCUAGAAGACAACAACUUUUCAUCUUUGGAAGAUGUACAACACCUGAGCGAGUGCUGCCCACGACUACGCACGCUAAAUCUCAAGAACAAUCAGAUUUCGCGUACCUUGAGAAACCUACAGCACAAAGAUGCCGUUAAGCUACCGGAAACAAUAGUCGAUCUGGAUCUCGCAUACAAUAACAUAACAUCAUGGGCUAUCAUCAAUCAGCUAUCGACGACCUUUCCAGGACUGGNNAAGCAUCUACGUAUAGCUCACAAUCCCCUAUUCUCCACAUUACGCUCGGCCGACGGCAAGCCUCUCACUUCAGCUGACGGCUACAUGCUCACCAUUGCCCGGCUGCCCCAACUUGAAACUCUCAAUUACUCAAGAAUCACCGACAAAGAACGGCUGAACUCGGAAACAUACUACCUCUCCCAAAUCGGCAGAGAGCUAUCUCUGUCACCCAAGGAAAAGGAGAAGAAUAUACUGGCAUCUCACCCAAGGUGGAAGCAGCUGUGCGAGGAGUAUGGAGAGCCGAAGGUUGAGCGUAAAGCAGCAAGCGGGAUUGAUCCCAAUUCUCUGGCAGCAAGGCUACUAGAAUGUACGGUGUAUUCGCCGGCGGCAGCUGGAAACAUCAAUCUGCCAAACGAACAGAAUCCGCUCGUAGUUGAGAUACCCAAAGCCUGCAGCAUCUACAAGGUUUAUGGGAUUCUCGGCAGGCGUCUGGGUGCCGAGCCUACUCAACUCCGGCUGAUUCUGGAGACUGGCGAGAAAGAUCGCGUAGACAUGGCAACAUGGAACGGGGUAGAGGAAUGGGAUUCUGAUGAAGACGAUGCAGAAGACGUCGGUGAACAGUGGAAGGAAAGAGAAGAGGAGCUUGUGCCUGGUACGAGACCACUGGGCACUUUUGUCGAGGGAUCAAAGGCAAGGAUCAGGGUCGAAUAUAAGGCCAGGUCGAAC